AUGCGAGGCGCGCCUGGCUACGGGUUGGUAUUGAUACUCGUCAUCGUCGCCGUCUAUACGUCCUUUUCUCUCUAUCAUCACUACGAUGGCUACCUGUACAAGCCGGAGAUACGACCGUUGUCGACGCAGGAGCCGGUCGAGCAAGACUUUGUACCAACCGAAGAAGAAAUGGCGUGUCUCCAGGGAAAGCCCUUUCCGAUAGACGCGAAGCACCGCUUCGGGCUCGGAAUGGCAUCAAAGAACGAUCCAAUCCCGUCCAUCGUUCAUUACAUCUUCCUACAGAGGCUGCCGCUCGCCGAGGACGGGCAGGGGGACUUUGACUUUCUCAACUACCUCUCCGUGCGCAGCGCCUUGAUGUCACUUAAACCGAAGACGAUAAUCCUCCACUACGCAUACACGUCGUCGGAUCGAUCGCUGCUCGAGUCACUCAAAGGCGACCCGUUGAUAGAAAACAACCAAUGGAUUCGAAGGCUGAAACCGCACCUAGAGUUUGACAAGAUUACCGCAGCGCUGGACAAUCACCUCGUCCAUGCAGCACACUUGGCCGACACCCUGCGUCUCGAGAUCAUCCUCUCGCAGGGCGGCAUCUAUCUCGACACGGACGUCUUCAUCCUGCGGCCCUUCACCAAGCUCCUUUCGUCCCCAUCCCCGCACGACCUGGUGCUGGGUCAUGAGGGUGGAAACCGAUGGGGGCUUUGCAACGCGAUCAUUGCGGCGAGACCCAAUAGCACGUUCGUGCGGCGAUGGCUAGACACGUAUAAAGGUGCGGACCUCAACCAGGAGUGGAACUACCACAGCGUGUUGCUGCCCAAGGAGAUGUCGGGCAAGCACCCCGACGAGAUCUGCACGCUCCCGCCCGAUGCCUUCUUCUGGCCGACGUGGACCGACGACCACGUGCGGUGGAUGCAUGAGAGGAUCGAGAGGGCUGAGGCACGGCACUGGGAGAACAAGAUCUGGAGGACGGGCGGUAGUUUGUUUGACAAUCAGCUGGCAUACCAUGCGUGGAACCACGUCUCCAAGGACGGGCAUCUCAAGAGGCUAACGCCGCAGGUGAUAAGGGAAGAGGAUACCCGGUUCAACCUAUUGAUGCGGCGGUUCCUGGAGGAAGAGUUGUGACAAGCGUGUGAGCCGGCCUCUGUAGACUAG
Molecule: messenger RNA, 1146 nt
Organism: Purpureocillium takamizusanense
Lineage: Eukaryota; Fungi; Ascomycota; Sordariomycetes; Hypocreales; Ophiocordycipitaceae
Exons: 1
Coding region: 1-1116 (371 amino acids)
Source: RefSeq, a predicted model, not a curated record